Paramuricea clavata is the source of this 13681-nucleotide messenger RNA. The record is from the annotation of a GenBank genome assembly. Lineage: Eukaryota; Metazoa; Cnidaria; Anthozoa; Malacalcyonacea; Plexauridae.
AUGCGUUUAAAAAGAUUUCUUUUACGAUAUUAUCCACCUGGUAAGUAUAGUAAGCUUUGAAACAUAUUAAACUUAGUAGUUGUUGCCUUGUUUUUGCUUUGUGAGGGUUUUGUACACACGAUAACACUUUUGUGUCAAAACAUUCAAUGUUGUCUGAUUGACCCAUAAAUAAUAUUUUUAUACAUUCAUUUAUGCCAAAUAUCACAUGAAAUAAAUUAAUAUUCCGGCGAUUCUGGCUAAACUAAAGCUUCCAAAUGAUUAAAUACUGGAUUAAUUUUAUCAAUAUAUACCUUGGCUAUUUUGUUUGUAAAAUGAUCACAUGUUGUGUGACCAAUACCAGCUUGUGAUGUUUAUAGAAUGCGAUAUAUAUUUAUUUAGUAGUUCACACUUGGCAACUGUUAGUGAUUCAGGUUUCUGACAUAACUCCUAUUCACAUUUAUACAGAAUUUGUUUGAAUAUACACAAAUAUUCUGUGAGUUGACAUUCUUCCCAUAUUAUUUGAAUGUGGAAUAUUGCAUAUAAUGAAAUAGAACUUUUUAAAAACAGUCCAAAUGUGACAGUCCAUCCCCAUGUGUUGUUUCCAUGGUAAAUGGUUCAGGUUAUUUUUGCAUAUUUAGUAAUAACUUGGGAUUCAUAUUACACAAGGUUUUCAAAUAUUGAGAGGCUUUUGAUUUCACGUCAAGAUUUUGUUUGGUGUCUCACUCGAUUCAAUAAUAGUUGAAGGGUCUUGUGAAAAUGAAAAUUAAUAUUAAUUAAUUAUUAUUUUUUAAUGUUCAUGGAAAUUAUCAAGUGGAAAUUUUAUAUUCAUUGAUUAGAUCUAACCAGGAGCAGUUGCGAAAAAUGCAACUAUACGUUCUCUGGCAGGAAUUGAACCUGCUGCCCUGCGGUUAAUUCUCUAACCAACUGUGCUACGGUACAGCUACUGUUAGUUGAUGAUGUCAUCAGAUGACAUUAGCCACUUUUUUUCAAAUAUCAAUAAUGCUUUCUGAAAUCGACUUGCUUGAUAAAUCAAAGUGUAUAAACACACGGUAGUGUAGUGUACCUUACAUGAACAUGCUUACAUGAACACACUUACAUGAAGUAAUUGAACAUGCUUACAGGUAGCUUAAAGCAUUAUUUACUGCUUGUGCUUAACGGGAGGCUGGGAGUCAAAAUGAAAUAAAAAAAUGUCUGACCAAAUUCCAAAAUGUCCAAACAAAUUUCAUUUUGGUCAGAUGUUUUUCAGAUAUUUUUUCUUUACUUGUCAAGGGAAGAGUACUGGUCCGUGGAGCCUCAAUGGAUUAAAACAAAGAUGAUGUAUAAUUAUCUUUCCCUAACCUCAUUCUUCUCCCUAAUUACUUGUAGAAAAAUGCUGGACCUGAAUUCUUAAGGCCAUGUUACACAAGGCAAUUUUUGAUGCAACUUGCAAUGCAAUUUUUGACAUAGAACCAUGUUAUCUAAAAAGUAUUGCAGUUAUUUGGCAGAGAAAUUGUGAGCAUGGCCCACAGUUAACUCUGCCAAGUGAACAUAUUUUAUCCUGCUUCUUUCAUCCUUCAUCCCUUAAGACAGAGUAUGAUAUGUAAAUAAAAUGUUGGCAGAGUAGAAUGCAGGCUAUAUGCUUACAUUUCUCUCUGACUACUUUAUAUUAAAUAACAUCUGUGUGACUAACAUCUGACAUUGCUUUGCAAGUUACAGCAAAACCUACCUCAUGUAACAUUGCCUUUAGAGUUCUUUAUACACUUCUAACUCAUAAUGCCCAACUACUAACUUCCUGUUGAAGGAUCUUUGCUUGAAAUGUCGAUUUUCGCUUAGUUUGUAUUUUGCUUUGCAUCCCUAGCAACGAAAGCUUGUUAUUAUCAGCACUACCUACACUGGCACAGACCGUUGAACAUUAAUUCCCAACACAAUAAUCUGGCAUUAAACUGUAGAAACAGGAUGCUUUGCAAAACAUUGGUUAACCUAAUGUUAUUAAACUGGUUAACCCAUUAUUAACCCAACACCUUCCCCAUUGAUAUAUUCAAUUGUCUGGUUUUGACAGCGUAAAAUAACAAACAGGCUUUUAGGGGGUUUUACAGGCUUUUAGGGGGUUUUACAGGCUUUUAGGGGGUUUUACAGGCCUUUAGGGGGUUUUACAGGCUUUUAGGGGGUUUUACAGGCUUUUAGGGGGUUUUACAGGCUUUUAGGGGCUUUGGUGGCGCAAUCGUCAGAGCAAGUGUCUUUCACCUCAGAGAUUGUGGGUUUGAUCGUCACAUCGGACUAAUUAUACUUAUGUGAAAAGAGUUAGAUUAGUCAACCCUCUACCGAAAGUCGAAUGAGACGUUAGUGAUUCUUUCGCAUUUGAAAGUUUGCAACAGCAGCACGUGCUCAAGUGAAGCCAGAAAAAGUGGAAAAGCUGGUGUUCCUAGCAGAGAACUUGUAACUGUAAGCCAAGAUACUCAUGUAAAUACGCUAUUUGUAAAUUUUGAUCUUGUAAAUAUUAUGAUGCGUGUAUGUAAUAUGUCUUAAAAUAUAAUCUAUUAAAUAAAUACUGAUAAUAACAACUGUUUUUGAAACUAAAGCCUUGCACAUGUAGUAUUUUAACUGUAGUAAAUUAAUACAUUUGCAAAUACGUUUACUGAUAAAAAUCGGUUCACUCGGUUUUUUCUCGACGGUUUUCGGUUUUUAUCCCGAACCACAUCACCCUAGUUACAACUUACUUACUUACAUUUUUCAGGUAUAAUUUUGGAAUAUGAACAGUCAAAGACUGUAAAAACAAAAUCAAUUGAUUUACUACAUCUUAAACCAAGGUAAGAGCAGUACAUGAUUAUUUUCAGUCUGGUUACAUUGUAAUGGCCAGAACUUUAUAUUUACCAAAUCCAUGGUCCAAAAUUGGUUUUGUUAUGCAUGUUUUGACACGAGGGAAUUUAGAGCUAUUUAGGUAUACGACUACUGUACAUUCAAAAGCUUAUUAAUUUAUUACCAAUACACAAUUACUCACGGAUGUUGCCAUUCCCACAAUGUCAAUUUCACAGCCAUUACUGCGGAUUCAGGUCACAGAGUAGAUAAGACAUACAGAGACGUAACUGACCGUUGUAAACACUGCGGAAGAUUGCGUUAUCAUGUACCCACUUUUUUUCAGGCAACCGGGCGAAAAAUGAUCAACUGCGCGUGCUCAGCAAGUUUAAAGUGAGUCGUCAUCAGGUCGUCAUCCAAUCAGAUACAUGCAUCUAGUAACUUGCCGAGCAUGCGCACAAAAAAUGUGGGUAUACUAGUUACGUCUCUAUAUGUCUCUACUCUGUGUUCAGGUAGACCGUUAAACGCGAAAAGUUGUCGCGUUAGUUUUAACAGUUGUACGAUGACGUUUCUAGGCAGAUUUUCAGACGUUUCUAAGGCGUGACUUCAACGUUUAUUUUCAAAAUUUAACCGUUGCAAUUACAACGUUUACAUUUUGAAAAUAAACAUUGAAGCCACGCCUUAGGUGCUGAUUACAUGGUGCCGAGCUGGCCCGGUUAACCGGGCUGACUCGUUUGUUUAGGACCUUACUGUGGUUUUAAAACUCGCGUAAAAUAAAUUUGCGAUAAAUAAUUGGUUUUGUAUAGAUGCAAAAUCAUCCUAAACCCGAUUUAAAACUCAUUUUGCGGCCCAAGUAAGAUUUUCGUGACAUUUUUCAGCCCGAUUAACCGGGCUGGCCCGGUCCAUGUAAUCAGCCCCUUAGAAACGUCCGAAAAUCUGCCUAGAAACGUCAUCGUACAACCGUUAAAACUAACGCGACAACUAUUUGCAUUUAACGGUCUACCUGAAUCCGCAGUAAAUGACUUGAAAAAGUUGACAUGAGAAUGUGAAAUUAAUGAAGUUGUUUGUGCGAGUGGAUGAAUAAAUGGGUCAACUGAAAUUUGCUGUAUUGUCAUAUUUCUACUAUUAAUAAAUGUUUUAAAAUAAUUUCAUUGUUGCAGUUCGGAUGUAGAGGCGUUACUGGACGAGAUUGUUGCAAAGGAACCGUUAAUAACUCCUUCAAAAGUUGAACAAGUUCGAAAACUUAUCAUACGUAUCCUUUUCCUUCAAAAUUUUGCUUAUUAGCCACUGACAGAUAUUAUUUUAAUAUAUUACUGCAUUUUGUUCUCUGCAUUCAAUACACCCUUCCGGAAAGUAUGCCACUUUGGCUAUAGACAGGCACGCUGAGAUGGGAGCAUUUUGCCCCAGCCCCCUAGCUCAAAAAGGCCCUCCCAAAGCAAGUAAGCAACGAAGGCCCUUCAAAUUUCUCGAUACAAGAUUGCUUAACUGAGAAUCUAAAUCCUAGCUACGGAUACUAUGUAUUAAAGUAUUGUAAAACACCGCUUCUCCCGUUUUACAAUCAUGAUGCCCCAGGCCCCGUGCAACCUCUCGACGGCCCUGGCUGUAGAGCCUCGUUUUCGUGUUAUGUGACAUUAAUUAAGGCCUGAUGUCGCAAUCACGAAAACGAGGCUCUACUGUAUAGCCAAGGUGACGUAUACUUUCCGGAAUGGUGUAUUGUGUCUCAUUGUUCGUUGAAUGUCUUUCAUUUUCCAAAAGUACUUAAAAUUUCAAAAAUUGACAUACAGUAUAAAUAUAUGAAAAUUCCUUGGCUUUAAUAAAUGUAAAAAACCUUGCAUUUCUACAGAAUAAAGAAGAGGUAUAUUCUCACUCACAUUUUCCUUUCCUGACACAUCUGAUCACAUCUGGGGGUGAAAGAAUACAGGGGCAUACAAUCGGUAAAUCGCCUCAGUUUCCGUUCAUGAUUCAUAUAUAGUGACAUACUUUUAAUUUAGUGCUAUCAGUUUUCGCACGGAAUUCCUGGCAGUUUGUCCUUAUAAUAUUAUAGUUUCGCCAUGAAUAGUCUGUAAUAUGUCAUUAAAGUUAAAGUUCAAAUUAGGGGAAGAACCCUGUAAUUGUCUUCUACCCUGCGGGAUUUGCUGAUCCUCAAACAAGAUGUAAUGAACGGACAAAGUUUAUAUUGUUUUACGCACUUUUGCGUUUAUAGGCGGUUCUUUUAAAACGUGAUCGGACGUUUGGCCGACAGACAUUUGGCCGACAGACACUAGACCGACAGACGUUUGACCGACAGGACCUUUCACCGACAGACAUUUAGCCGACAGGACGUUUGGCCGAUAAGACAUUUGGCCGACAGGAUAAUUCACCGACAAGAUUUUUUAUUUCAAGUUUAUUUUCUAAAAUAAUGCUCACGGGUAAUGAUGACUCAUUGGAUGAUACAAAUUAAUCAGACUAUUAGUGAAAUUAAGGACUCGUGCAGGACUCGUACUAUGCAGGACUCGUACUAUUAAGGACUCGUACUAUGAAAACAAAAGUAUCACUCAUUUGUUGGUCAAAAGGAUGACUCGUACUGUAGGUAUUGUUAUUUUGUUAUUGUGAUUUCCCUAUAUCUAAGAGGCUGGGGAAAACUUGUAAAUAUGCGUGAAAGUUACAAUAAAUGUUAUUUCAAAACAUUGACAAUUGUCCUGUCGGCCUAAUGUCUUGUCGGCUAAAUGUCUGUCGGUGAAAGGUCCAAAAGACGUUUUUUAAAAACUACACUUGAAAACAUGCUGUUCAAAAUUUUCUUUCCUUUAAUUUGCUUAAUCUUUUGAAGCUUGAGUAGAACCUUGUCCGGUCCAAAGACACUGUAAAUGUUUUGUUAAGCCCUGGCUCCCAGGUUCAAACUGCAACGGAAAGUCGAAGCAAAAGAUUUAACGCAGUGUUACACGUUUGAUUCGAUUUUGUUAAAAUAUAUAUUGGUUCUUCAUCGGCCUUCUCGGUUUUUCGGCGUUCUGGUUCGUCGGUUGAUCUGCCAUUAUUUACAAUUUUGGUAACAUUAGGUGUUUUUUUGUAAAAAAAAGUUUCUAAACAGCAGUAUUUGAGAACCUUGACACAAUGUAUGUAGGUCUUCAAGAAAAGCAAGUUGAAAUCAAUCAUCAUCAUUUUUAUUUAUUUAAGGUACGGUAAAAUCUAAGCACAUAUUGAGUCUGCACGCGUUGUUACAACGUGAAAGCUCCAAAAGAUGGUUAAAUAUUGCAGUAAAUAUAGACGUUUCAAGAAUUCAUCUAUCAUAUCAUCUUCCAUCCACGUUAUACAGAUUUGUUUGCAUAAUACACAAAUAUUUUGUUGCGGAUUUGCCUUCCAUCCACACGUAUACUGUAUCCGGCGAAUUUUUGAAAAUGCCGGAUAAGAUAUUUCUUGUGGACGGUCGUAAACUGUUUAGAAACGCCUUUACAUGCAUGUGGUUUCUAUGGAAAUGAGAAAAUCCACGAGGCCUCCGUAUGAAUGUAUACAGUACGAGACCUCGUAUCCAGAAUCACUCGUUUGGCACCAACACACAGAACAAUACCUUGCCUCGCAAUUUUCAAACAUGACUGUACAAUUUUCUAAUCAAUCAAUAAUUUGUCUAAAUAUAUUUUCAUAGGUUUUAAGGGCGCAUAUACUUCCUUUAACGAAUGUUGCAUUCAACAAGUCUGGCUCCAAGUAAGAGAUACGUUAUUUAAAAUACCGUCGAAUUAGUUGUGUUGGUUACAAUUCGUGAACAUAUGUUUUAUACUGUAACUCUUUUCCAAUUUUCGGGGAAUUGUAUUCGUAGCUAUAUAUAACUACACGCGGGCACCGAAUAUUCAGGAUCUUACUACAUUCGUGGAUGUUAAAGUUGUUUUAAUCUAUGGAUGUUCUAACAGGGGACGCUUUUCACAAAGAUGACGGCCAAACACGGGUUUCUUCGGAAAACAUAGCGACGUUAAAUUUCCUUUUGAUCUCCACUUUUCUCUCCGUAGGCAGCUGUCAGUCGUUCUUCCUCAUGUUUUUUACCUUUACUGUUUCCUUUUCCUUGUUAGAGGUGGACCAUUAGAUAUCCUGGGAUGGGGGAGGGCGGUGGUAAAUCUCCCCCCACCCCCCAAAAAAAUCAUCCAGAGCGUGGAAUUUGAAAAACAAUUCAUUCAAGCAUUUAGGGAAAGAAAAACAUCCUGCAAAUACACGGAAUAUACAGAAAUAUAUAGAAAAGAUAAUUGAUGCACAGCUUCUACUGUUCUAGGUUCGUCAAACUCCAAACUUAAAAAAAUCUUGGAAGGAAAAUUUCUCAAUGUCAAAUGGUCCGACCCUUACCGGCCAUCUUUUGUACUAAUCUUUCAACAUGGAGGUUCAGCGUUGACUAGGGUGUAGUUAUGAAAAACCACGACUGUUGAUGUCAGCCUGAACAGAUUAAAACAUAAAAUGUUUAAAAGGAAAACCCAUUAGUGGCCAUCUUUAGUACUAUACUUUAAACAUAGAAGUUCAACGUUGACUAGGAUGUAUUUAUAAAAAAACACACGACUGUUGAUGUAGCCUUGAACAGAUUAAAACAUUUUUCAGUAUCAUCAUUUCGUUAAACCUCGCCAGGCUGUUGAGAAUCCACAAUUAUGGUGUGCAAUGUAUUUUGUUUUAGUUUUAUAACUGGGAGUUAUGACAGAACGUGUAAAGUUUGGGAUACGUUAUCAGGAGAGGAACUUUUCACGCUCGAAGGACAUAGAAAUGUUGUAUAUGCCAUUGACUAUAAUAAUCCCUUUGGGUGAGUGUAUGUAUAUGAUAAUAGUUGUUAAUUUGGGAGGAGGAGGACAGGAUCGUGAAAGACAUUGAAAUGUUGUAUAUACCAUUCAGCUGGGAGGGGGAGGGGGCGGGAAUGGUUAUAUGCCAUUGGCUAUAAUUAUAAUCCCUUUGUGUAAGUCUAUAUAGACAGCUGUUUACUCGCAUUCCUGGUUACCACUUACCAGGUCUUACCACUUCCAUCGUAAUGUAAGCAUUAAAUGAUCAUUGUAAUGAGUAUCUAAAUUACAUGUGGUGGUAACAACACAUGUUACCUGAUUACGUUUUUAAAUUGUUAGAUCAUGAAGACACUUCAUCUUCCCACGUAAAUUUUGCCAUUAUAUUCUAUUGCACCAAGUCGAAUGAGCUGUGCCUUGAUGUGCAGACAACACCUGCAUGGUUGCAGUACAGACGUCUUUUUCUUACUAUCAUUUUCUCUACUAUUUUCUCUAUAUUAUAUAUUUAUCUUUCAGAGAUAAAAUUGCGACUGGAUCAUUUGAUAAAACGUGUAAAUUAUGGAGUGCAGAAACUGGAAAAUGUUUUCACACUUAUAGAGGGCAUACAGCCGAAAUUGUAAGUUAUAGAAAUAUAGAAAUAAGAUAAAUAAUACAGUCUUCGUAAUUCGCCUCGGCACUCGGCAAUUGCCGAAACGAAUGCCGAGGCAUAUACAUUACUUGAUGCGGCCAAGAAAUCGCAAUUACAAGAGCUGUAAUAUUUUAACAUAGGGCAAUUACGAGAGCUGUAAAUUUUAACAUACAAUAGGGCAAUUACGGGAGCUGUAAUAUUUUAACAUAGGGCAAUUACGAGAGCUGUAAUAUACUUUCAACAGCAGAAUUUAUGCAAGAUUGAUUACAUGACUGGAUGUUGUAUCUAGUAUGUUAUUUAUUAGUGCAAAGCAUGUGUUCGGAUUUGAGGUGCCCCAAACUAAAUUCCCACAUAUGUUUUUAGGUUUGUCUUCAGUUUAACCCACAGAGUACUUUAAUUGCAACGGGCAGUAUGGAUACCACAGCGAGAUUAUGGGAUGUUCAAACUGGCACAGAAGUUGCUACACUUACGGUAAAGUUGGACUACAGUUAUUAUUUCAAUGGCAAUGUUUACUUUCUGAAUGAUUGAAGGAAGCGCAUUCAUCCGUGGGAAUGCUCUAACAGAGGAAUGUGAAUUGCUUCAUUCCCAUCGUUCAACUUGGGAUGAGUGGCUGAGUUUUGUUUGAGUUAAGCAUAGGAUGAACUUGAGCAAAAAUAUUCACAAUGGCGGACUCUGAAACUUUCAACUGCACUCUCCUAACCACUCUUAUUUCAUCCUAUACUUGCUCAUACUUGUAUUUAAAUAAAAUGUGAGUAAUAUUAUUUUCUAAUCUAGAUGAAGAUCUUUCUAAAACUCAUUAGUGUUGGAACUAGAGGGGGCAGGGGGGCAACUUCCCCCGUUAAUUGCUGAAAGUUUUGAUUGGUUGCUGAAUAACUGUGUAACAAAGCUGUUAUAAUUUUCCAACCAUGAAAGCACUUGCAGGCUAUAAAUUAAGCAAACGUGCAUCAAAUGCAGGCCAAAAGGUUUUGCAAUUUCUGAUCUCAAUAGGAACUUUUGGAGCUGUAUUAGUUCAAUAUUUAUAACUGUACUGUUCGUUUAUGUUUCUAGGGUCACACAGCUGAGAUCAUCUCGUGUUGUUUUAAUGAAACCGGUGACAAACUGCUUACUGGAUCAUUUGACCACACUGUCAGUAUCUGGGAUGUAAAAAAUGGCAGGUGAACAACAGUUUAUAUCAAACCUGUGAUUAUCUUUUCCACAGACACAGUAUAUCUGGCGAUUCCUGCCACACCCGUUCUCUCAGUAACGGAUCGCCACCUCCCAUUUCUCAAAGGUUCUAAUCUGAAAACUCAAGGUCCAAUAAUUCAAGACUUUUACAGUACAGUGGAACCCCGCCUUACGGCCACACCGUUAAUACGGUCACCUCUUUAUUACAGCCACUUGUUUUUGUUCCCGAAAAACGCCAAGACAUUUUUCUUAUACUGUAGAUACUCCGUUAAUAUGGCCACUUCGUUAAUAUGGCAAAAAAAAUUUUCGGCCCGCGUACUUGGCCGUAUUAACGAGGUUUCCACUGUAGUUAUGCCUCACUGCUCUUCUAAUAAUUAUUGCCACAUACCUGAGCUUGGAAAGUUUGCUGAAGGUCAUAUGGCAUCAACGAAAUGCAGGCAGGCAGAUAGUGAGAGUACAGUACCUAUACGCGGUAAUUAAUUGACUGAAAACAAAGACCAGGCCAUAAUAUUGGCGGUCCUCGUGUACCUAAAUACGCGGAUUAUCGCACCUUGUAUCGCACAUUAAAACUACGCUUCAACCAUGAAGCCUUUAGCCUAGUAUACUUUUAUUAGUUGUUGGACGGCUGCGGCUCUCCGUUCGCACGAAACUGAACGAAUUUGUAAGGCUUUAGCUGUUCAGAGCAUAGAUAUCUUAUAUAAACUAGAUAGCGCAUCUCUUUUAGUAAAAUUGAAGCCAAGAAUAUUCCAGCGGUUACCCCCCAUUUGAAUAGAUGGCGGCCAUGUUGAAGUUUCCCACUCGCUAAUAAACGCUUAAAAAAACAACAAUAAUUUUCAUCAUUUGAAUAGUUUGAAAAUGUAUUUGGAAUAGGUUUAACUUAAUGUUUAAGUUCCCUGUUUAAGAAGUAGAAAACAUACGAGUCUUCUCAUUUCAUGGGAAUAUCCUGAGUCUGCAAUCACGGCUUCAAUCUUUGAAUUCCGGAAUAAUUAGAUGCACUAUCUAGUGUAUACAAGAUAUCUAUGGUUCAGAGGGAAUGUGUUGUCAUACUCGAUGUGAACGGUCGGAAUACAUGUUGGCAGCCAUAAUUUUGCAUUCCUUCCCAAUAUUUCUCAAAUUGUCCACACACUGAUCGUACUCAAUGUUGGAUAUUUAAAUUUUAUUACAUUUUGUAAAAUAGUAUUUGCUAUUUAGGGUUUAUUUUAGCAUUAAAUUUACCAAUCAUAAUUCCUUUGUAGGAGGAUACACACGUUAAUUGGACACCGAGGAGAGAUCUCAAAUGCGCAAUUUAAUUUUGACUGCUCGUUAGUCGUCACUGGAUCAAUGGUUAGAACUUUAAUUGUUUUUGUUUAUCGCCAUGCAAACAUUCAAAGAACUGGUUAGAACUUUAUUGAAUUCUUUAUUCCAUAUUUAUAUACCAAGUACUUUCUGGCUGAAGCUGAUAUAUCUGAUAUACUGUACUCUAUCCCUUUCCCUGUAGGACAAAACUUGUAAAAUUUGGGAUCUGGCAAGUGCAAAAUGCAUUGGAACAUUAAGGUACAGUAAAGUCAGUAACUGUUGAUUUCUUUCAAUACGUGUCCAAUUAACUCCCAUCCCGCGGUUGACGUAAUACGGAUGACGAUCGAUGACCAUGGCUUUGACAUGGUACGCUCUUUGGAAGGGUGCACCACACUGCAAGUACAUGUAUGUACUAUUUACAACAUGAGUGGCCGUGUUGUACAUCCGAUACAACACGGACAAGCAUGUGGUAAAUGGUUUGUGAGAACAUUCAUAUUCUUCAACAAUUUAAAAUAAAUGAAUGAUAUUUGGUGAGAAAAUUUAACUUUAACGAAAAUUUAACUCCUUCACCCUCAUGAUUUCUUUUGUGUUUUCUUCAUGAAUCAUUGCUGAGUCUCACGAGCUUUGAUCAAUGUUUGUAACAGUGAAUUUCAUACACAAUUUUAAGAAAAAUUCCUCGUGAGUAAUUGUGCUUACGAGUUUAUAGAAUAGUAAGGCUAUUAUUAUGGCUCAUUUCGUCAGCAAAUAUCAUGGUAUGCAACGCCCAGCUCUGACACUGUAAGCUUGUUCAGCAUAUUACAGACGACAUAUCGUAGAAUAUGUCUAAAUUUUUUCGCUAUGUGUUACAGAGGUCAUGAUGAUGAAGUACUUGAUGUAGCUUUUGACUAUACUGGAGAGCGUAUUGUAACUGCUUCAUCAGAUGGUACGUUACUUGUGUUAUUUUAUUUUUACAAAAAUGCCAGAGUUUUAUUCAUUAGACAGAUCAUGGCAUUUAUGCGCAAAAUCCUCAAAUAAAUCGUUUUCCUUCGGUAAGGAAUAUCGUCCAGAAUAGAGAGCUUAAACAAGCGACGUUUUUUGACAACACGGACAUCACACAUACAUCAUUUAGCCGUUAAAUAUGGCGUCAGCAAUUCUUUCUUGAAAAUCAAGAACGGCAGUCAAUAUAGCUUCACGUUUGUAAUUUCAAUAUCGCUAUCUAUAACGUCUCGAUUGAUUUCCGGUUGGCAUUCGUGAAUCAAAAUAACAUCUUAAAGAUGACACGUUCAUUAGAAAAUUAUUCGGUCCACAAGCAGCCAAUCACGAAACUUGUAGGAUGCGACCCUUUAAAUUUAAUGAAAGAAAGGGAAAAAUUAUUCGAAGGCAAAUCGAAUGAAGUUGACUUCUAAAACAUCAUACAAAUUCUUACUUCUUGCUCAGGAACUGCCAGAGUAUACAACGCAGUGACGCAGCACUGUAUAACAAAACUGGAGGGACACGAAGGAGAAAUAUCGAAGGUACAAUUACACUUUGUGGAUUUCAUUCUAUGCAUGGGAAAUUUCAAUAGCAGGCUGCAGGCUGAAGUUGUGAAGACAACAUCCCCAUGGAAUAUCCAGUAGCCAUGAAAUAAUAGCCAACCUGUAUAUGCAGGCAGAUGUAGUAGUCGUUUACUUGACUGCCUUAGUUUAGUGCUUUGCUAUAAAUGCAAUAUGUUUGCUUGUCGCUUCCUACUGACUAAAGAUCUUAGUUCACAUCGGAACUCCCUCCUUAGUCCUUGCAUAUUUCAGGCGGACGAUAACUACUGUAAUACUCAAGCUGUAAUACUAACACUUUGCUUUCAACUAAAUUUAGGCGUGUUUUAAUCCGCAAGGAACACGAAUUCUUACUGCAAGCAGUGAUAAAACAGCUCGGUUAUGGGACCCUACUACAGGGGAGUGCAUACAAGUAAGUAAUCAAAUCUCGUUCAGAUUUUAUCUUACUUUUCUUUUAUUAACACAUACAUGAUUCGUUAAUUUAUACCGAAAGGGAAAUGAGCCAGCAAGAGGUAUUUGUAGUUUUUAAAGACGUGUACAGUAUACUAAUAAACGCGUAGAAUUAAUAUUUUGUUCGCCUUUUGAACAAGCGAACCAACCCUUCUCAGAACCACGCUACUUGCUGUGUAUUUUGCUUCCCGUUGUAUAACAGCCAUCAUGUUACUUUAUUAGCUCCCACUUUACAUAUUACUUCUUUCCAGGUUCAUAUUUGAACUUUUAUCAUUUCUCCAGGUUUUGGAAGGCCACACAGAUGAAAUAUUUAGUUGCUCAUUUAACUACGAGGGCAAUAUAGUGAUUACAGGUUUGUAUUUCUGCAGAGUAAGGAUCAGUAAUCAGUAAGCUUUGUUAGUCGAGCAUAACACAAAGAGAACACUUGCAAUGUGGGCUUCACGUAGGACUACGAUUCCACUCAAAUGCACUAAAGUUUUCGCUAUAGAUGCGUAAUAUCCUCUCAACUCAACUUUUGUGUAUCUCUUGUCCUCGUUUGACUGGGUGUUAAAAGCCCAUCUACAAGAUAUAUAUUCAUAUACGAUUCUUAUCCUGGCGUACUGUUUUUACUCGAAUAAAUGCUUGUAAAUAUGGCACAUUUCAAAUUUCACCAUAAACUGAUUAACAGGAAUAGUGGCGUCAGCAGUCGUUUUCAUACCCCAGAAUGACAAUCAUAUACAACUGGUCGUACCGUGUAAAUGGGCGUUAACUCGCAUGCAAACUCUCGCUUGCUCAUCCUCACUUCACCAGGGCUUUAUUACUGAAGGGCCUUGUAGAUGAGCUAAACAGAGGCCACUUGUCGAGCACUAACCUUGUGGUUACAGCUCGACAACUGGCCUCUGUAGCUCAGUUGGUUCGAGCACUGCACCGGAAUCACAGGGCCGCAGGUUCGAUUCCUGCCAGGGACCUAAAGUUGCAUUUUUUGCAACUGUUCCUGGUUAAGUUUAAUAAAUGUAUAUAAAUUUCCACUCGAUGUUUUCCAUCUACAACACCCUUCAACUAUUAUUCAAUCGAGUGAGAUGCCAACAAAAUCUCUUUUUUGCUAAAACCCACUAACCCAAACCCAACCUUACUCCUGAGAGUGUGUGUUCGCAUGAUUUUUUUCAUUUAUUUUAGGAAGCAAAGAUAAUACUUGUCGACUGUGGCGAUAA